AUGAGGUCUUCCUCGACUUCUUCGAAUUUUACGGAUAUAAUAAAUAUAGAAGCGAGAACUCAGAGACUGGAUGUCGAUAAUCGUGAGAUUGGUGCAACUAGUAGUUUGAGUAAAAGAGAAUUGUUUGAUUUCGAUUUACGAGCUGAUAGGAAACGGAACCAAACUAGCGUCAAUGGAGAAGCUUCACCUGUUGCUGACAUUUUUCGAGCAGAGAAGAAUAUCAUAGAUUUGUAUGUUUUGUUACUAAGGUUUUCAAGCUUGGUCUCAGAAACAAUACCAUGUCAUAGAGAUUAUAGGGCAUUCCCCCAAAGCAAAAAAGAUUACUUAAGAAAGAAAUUUUUGAUUGCUUUGGGUGAGUUGGAGAAGUUGAAGCCAGCAGUACGACAAAGGAUAAAUGAGUUGAAUGGAAAACAUACACAUCAAGUCAAUGGAUGGAGCUAUAACCAUCAAAAUGAUCUUUUAGAUAAACCUCCUUUUAAUAAGAAAACCUUGAUUGGCAAUGUUGUGACAAAGGUAGUGAGACCAGUUGCUGGAGAAUCCGUGUAUCAAGGUUCAACAACUCAACAAUAUUCAUAUGUUAGGCCAGUGCAACAGCAGUUCAGCAGAGUACCAAACGAGGAGACCCUCUCUAGACAUUCUAUAUUUGGACCUAAUGGCCUUAAUGGGCAGUGGCAACCACCAAGGACUAAUGAAGGGGUCAAAUACCCAAGCAUCAUCGACUUAACACCAGUUGAAAUCCCAAGAAGAAAUGUUCUAUCCAUGAUAAAUCUUGUUGCAUCUGUAUUUGAAAUAUUUCUGGUUUUGGAUUCAUUCAUUGGGCAAUCUCUGUGUAGAAACAGGCUGGUGGAAUCUGUAAAAGACGAACUUUCUGUAAAAUCAGAGCUUAGCAGCUCAGAACCAGAAAGAUCAAGUUUAGAACCAAUUCUUACCAUGCAUGAUGAUAAUCAGAUGCACCGUGAUGAGGAACCUUGUUCUUUGAUUUCUUUUGAAGCAACAGAAACCCCCAAACCCCCAACUGUUAUUAGGCAACCUUCUCCUCCCCCUGUUCUUGCAGAAGUACAAGAUUUAAUCCCUGCGACACCUCCCCAGUUAUCUGUUCCUGCAGAAGUACAAGAUUUAGUCCCUGCGACACCUCCCCAGUUAUCUGAGGCAGAACAUAAAGUGGACAUUUCCUCACCUGAUGGUUUAGUUUGUCCCGAAUCUCCCCUGCAACUGCACAUUUCAACUACAUUGAUGGAGAACUUCAUGAAGAUGGCAAAGUCAAAUACUGAUAAGAAUUUAGAAACUUGUGGUGUCCUUGCUGGUUCACUUGUAAGUCCUGAUAGCCUAAAGGUUAUUGGUUUUGAUAUUUCAAUGUAUAAUUCUGAUGGUCCAAUCAUCUCUGCUUUGCAGAAAAACAGAAAGUUCUAUGUUACAGCUCUCAUUAUUCCAAAGCAGGAAUCAACAUCAGAUUCGGAUGUGUCUCUGCAUUUGGUAUCCAUCUACUCUACUGAACUGAUAUGUUCCUUGGCUGGGAUAUCCUACUCUUUUUCUUGUUUGCCCUUUUAUGUGCCACAAAAUUUAGCUUUAUGCAUUGCAGAUUUGAACAUGAAGGGUUAUUACCUCCACCAUAUAUUGACCCAUCCGACACAGUCUUGUUUCAUGUCAUCAAUUGAUGUUCACACCCAUUACUCAUAUCAGAUUAUGUUGCCAGAAGCUGUUGCCAUUGUCAUGGCCCCAAGAGAUUCUUCAAGAACCCAUGGCAUCUUUAGGUUGACAACUCCAGGUGGAAUGUCGGUUAUCAGACAGUGCCAGAAACGGGGAUUUCAUCCACAUGAUCCACCUACAGAUGGUGGGCCCAUUUACAAGGCCUGUACAGAUGUUUAUAUGAAUCCCAACCUAAAACUUGAUAUCAUUGAUCUUCGAUGA
Dovyalis caffra is the source of this 1908-nucleotide messenger RNA. Lineage: Eukaryota; Viridiplantae; Streptophyta; Magnoliopsida; Malpighiales; Salicaceae. The record is from the annotation of a GenBank genome assembly.